AUCCAGAAAUUACAUUUCAAUUUUCUCUCUCACACACACACACAGUCGAGCAUUCUCCGCUUCUCCUCAUCACGAGGAAUCAAAUUUGAGCGCCGCGACAAGCAUGGCAUCUCUGGCGCAGCAAAUCGGCGGUCUGAAGUGCCCGCCGUUUUUAGCAGGUAGGAAGAGUAGCAAAUUCUUAUCCAACUCGAAGUCGGUGCUGCCGCGGAGGAGAAGCGUGAUUACAGCGGCUUCAGUCAUUGCUAACGCCCAGACGAGAGAGAGAAUGAAGCUGAAGGAGAUGUUCGAGGACGCCUACGAGCGCUGCCGCACCGCGCCCAUGGAAGGCGUCUCCUUCACCGUCCAGGACUUCAAUGACGCCCUAGAGAAAUACGAUUUCACCUCCGAAAUUGGCGCCAAGGUAAAAGGAAAGGUUUACAAUACUGACUCAAAUGGAGCAUUGGUAGACAUAACUGCAAAGUCAUCAGCAUACUUGCCUCUAAGAGAGGCAUCCAUCUAUAAUAUCAAACACGUAGAAGAGGCCGGCAUUGUUGCUGGUGUGGUUGAAGAAUUUGUGAUUAUUGGAGAGAACGAGGCUGAUGAUAGUUUGAUAUUGAGUCUUCGUUCAAUUCAGUACGAUCUCGCGUGGGAACGAUGCAGACAGCUUCAAGCUGAAGAUGUUGUUGUGAAGGGUAAGGUAGUUGGUGCUAACAAAGGUGGUAUCGUGGCACUUGUGGAGGGUCUUCGUGGUUUUGUUCCAUUUUCACAAAUAUCAACAAAAUCGGUUGCGGAGGAUCUUCUAGAAAAAGAACUUCCUCUUAAGUUUGUGGAGGUUGAUGAGGAACAGUCAAGGCUAGUCCUCAGUAACCGCAAGGCCAUGGCUGAUAGCCAGGCACAGCUUGGAAUUGGUUCUGUAGUAGUCGGCACUGUUCAGAGCUUGAAACCUUAUGGUGCCUUCAUUGACAUUGGGGGAAUUAACGGCCUUUUGCACGUCAGCCAGAUAAGUCACGAUCGUGUCUCAGAUAUAGCUACAGUUCUUCAGCCUGGUGACUCUUUGAAGGUUAUGAUUCUUAGCCAUGACCGGGAGAGAGGUCGCGUCAGCCUAUCAACCAAGAAGUUGGAGCCUACUCCUGGUGACAUGAUUCGCAACCCUAAACUAGUUUUUGAGAAGGCCGAAGAGAUGGCUCAGACUUUCAGGCAACGAAUAGCACAAGCAGAAGCCAUGGCUCGUGCUGAUAUGCUAAGAUUCCAACCUGAGAGCGGAUUGUCUCUAAGCUCUGAAGGGAUCUUAGGACCUCUGACUUCAGAGCUGCCAGAAGACGGUAUGGACUUGAGCGACAUCCCCCCAGCAUUAGAUUAAAGAACGACAACCUCAUCUUAUUCCUUUUCUUCUCUUUCCUAUGAUUCAUUGAAGGGUUUUUAACCUUUCAAAUAUAUGUAAAUCGAUCUACCUCUUCUAAAUUGCAAUCUUGUUUCAACAUUAACUUUAUUCAACGAUUUGGCAAAAUUCAAUAAAGCAUCUGCUGGUAUUGAACAAA
Messenger RNA from Salvia hispanica, 1517 nucleotides. RefSeq names its product ribosomal protein S1 (gene RPS1). Gene Ontology annotation, molecular function: structural constituent of ribosome; mRNA binding. Gene Ontology annotation, biological process: translation. Gene Ontology annotation, cellular component: chloroplast stroma. Lineage: Eukaryota; Viridiplantae; Streptophyta; Magnoliopsida; Lamiales; Lamiaceae. The record is from RefSeq and is a predicted model, not a curated record.